This is a messenger RNA of Vollenhovia emeryi, 2002 nucleotides long. RefSeq lists its product as uncharacterized. The coding region runs from base 601 to 1932 and encodes 443 amino acids. The transcript is spliced from 4 exons. NCBI's taxonomy places the organism in Eukaryota, Metazoa, Arthropoda, Insecta, Hymenoptera, Formicidae. The record is from RefSeq and is a predicted model, not a curated record.
CACUCGUAUCCGGUCCGAGGCUACCCCCCCCCCCCUCCCUCUCUCUCUCACCCUCUCUUUCUCUGUCAGUCAACAUUAGCCUAAUGCAACUAUAACCAUCCCGGUGGCCGUUACAACUCGAAGAAUUAAGCGGUACCAAAGCAUGACCAUAAAUCUAAUUACACAGGCAGUAUCGCGGCAUACCACUUGUAACGAUGCGCACAAAUGUUGUAGCAUCGCGCCAGGAGCACCGCCAGCUAAGGCAAACACGCCUGCGCGACGUUAAGUUCUCACGUGUAAUUAAUUGGGUAAAAAAAAAAAUAAGGUGACUUCAAAAUUUUUUAAUACAAUCCUCAAUAAAUACUGAUUUCACUAAAAUUAAUAUUUUACAUUUUCAUUUGUUCAAACUUUUGUAAUAAUGUUUUGUAAAUGUCGUAAUUUCUCAGGUUUUUUAAACGGUGCAUGCCCUGCCAUCUCAUUGGCUAACGCUCGAGUGACGUCAUGAUCAUAAGUAUACAAACAGACUUAGCUUAGCUGGCUUAGCUGGAUACUACAUGUGUAUAAGUUAAACUGUAGAAAAAUAUUUAGUUUACGAUCAAUUAGUAUAAAACAAUCAAGUAAAUGAAGCCUGAUCCUGGUUUUGUCGGGGCAGAUUCACGAAAUCUGCCCGAAAUUAAUAGUUUUAUGGUUAUCGACUAUGUGAAACAUGAAGAGCGAUUUAAUGAUCCUGAAGUUCGUAAUUCGAAAAUGUCACUUUCUUCCCGAGUAUGUUACGGCGACUCUGCAAUAGGUUAUGUUUCGCUCCGAAGGCAGCAAUCAAUUUGUACUUUGAAAGCAAGAGUGUGUCCUGAACACAGAGUACGAAAUACGCCUUACACUGUAACAAUGCUUGUUAAUGAAGAACAGAAAAUUAUAAAUAGCGUGGAGUGUGAAGACUGCCCAGCGGCUUUAGGUGGGUGUAAACAUGCGAUUGCUCUGUUGAUGUGGGCACAUCGUAGAUCUGAGCAAAAAUCUGCCACGCAAGUUGAUUGUUACUGGAAAAAGUCAGCUUUGGCAAAAGUUGGUACUCCUAAGCAGUAUAUCAAGGCAACUGAAUUAUUUACAAACAAGAAUGUUGCAAAAGCCACUUCAACUGAGAAUUAUGUAGAAAAGCAUGAAACUUUUGUGAAAAAUGUGAUGGAAUGUGCGAAACAAAAACAAUUAGAUAGCCAAAUCAGUAGACAUUGGUUCGAUUUAGAAAGUAGACAGAUUCGUUGUUUAUCUCUCCAUCAGUUAAUUAUUAAUUUUUUAGAAACUGGUAAAAAUGGAGCCCUUGACUUUUUUUCAUUCGCAAAAAAUUGUAUUUCAGAAGAGUUGUGUGAACAAGCAGAAAUUAUGACACGAAACCAAAGUAAUGAGCAUCUAUGGUUCGAGUUAAGAUAUGGAAGAAUAACAGCUUCAAAAAUAUACGAAGCUGCACGUUGUAAGACAUCUGAUGGAAGCUUAGUAAACGAGAUAAUAGGAGCAUCUAAAGUUUUCGAAUCGAAAGAAAUGAAAAGAGGCAAAGAAUUAGAAAGAAAGAUUUUACUUCAAGUACAAAAGAUUCUUGGGUUAAGAUAUCGUACUUGUGGAUUCUAUUUAAUCCCAGGCCACCCUGUUAUUGGGGGUUCGCCUGAUGCAGUUGGUGAUGAUUUUACUUUGGAAGUCAAAGCUCCAGCUACGCUGAAAGGAUAUAACAGAUUCUUACCAGAAGGAUCUAUCAGUGCCAAAUGCAAAGCCCAGAUGUAUUUACAAAUGUAUUGUACUAAGAAGAAGAAAGGUCUUUUCUGUGUUGCGGAUCCAGAAUUCGAAAAGAAUAAAAAAGUCACAACCAUAUGGUUAUUUUAUGAUGAAAAUUUUACAAUGAUAAUCGAAAGAGCCAUCCAAUUUUGGAUUAAUAAUAUCUUUCCAAGACUUUUAAAAUCUGUUCAGUGACGUAAUUGAAAAAGAUUUCUUUUUCUUUCUUUUUCUUUCUUAGACCUUUAAACUUUGAAAUGUAUAUACU